Ochotona curzoniae (black-lipped pika) is the source of this 1923-nucleotide messenger RNA. RefSeq names its product chromosome unknown C6orf163 homolog (gene CUNH6orf163). The coding region runs from base 856 to 1845 and encodes 329 amino acids. The transcript is spliced from 5 exons. The record is from RefSeq and is a predicted model, not a curated record. Lineage: Eukaryota; Metazoa; Chordata; Mammalia; Lagomorpha; Ochotonidae.
AUGUUUUAAAAAAUGGUAAGUGUGACAGACUGAUUUAUACUCACCUCCCCUGUGAAAAUUUCCAAAUCCUAAUCUCUGGAACCUGUGAAUAUAGGAAGUGGCAAAUGUGACAAAGUUCUGGAUUUUGAGAUGGGAAAGUUAUCCCAAAUUAUCCUAAUGAGACUGGUGUGAUCCCAGUAGUCCGUGGACAGGUAGAACACGGAGGAAGAGAUGACAAUGUGAGAGCUUAGACAUGAAAGGCUGUAGGAUUCAAGACCCUGAGUUCAAAAACCAGAAAAGGCAAGGAAGCAGUUUGCCCCUUAGGCACUCCAGGAGGAGCCAGCCCUGCCAACAUCUUGAUUUUAGCACCAAAGGAUUUCUUCUUGCAGGCUUCUGACCUCCAGAGACACAAGAGAAUAAAUGUGAAUUUUGUUCAAGUCAUAAAGUAUAUGUUAACUGGUUACAGCUGCAAUUGGAAACUAACACAGAAAAUACCAGGAAAAUGAAUGGUUUCAUCACGCCCCCUUUUGUCAUUAUUUCAAGUUGCUUUUAUGAGCAAAGCUUAUUUUACUUAGCAACAGUUGCUAAGUUAGUUAACAAUUUAAUGCUAGAGUCUGAGAGGGAGCCACUGCUUAAACCUUGCCAAAUCCAGAGCCCACACCUUCUAUGGCAGAGGCUCUCAGUAGCAGUCUUUUAUCGAGGGCUCCUAGCCACAAGCUCAGUGUGGCAGAUCACAUCUUACCUGGCCUCUAGCAGUCUCCUAAGAACCCCGGACCUCUUCCAGCUUCCUUGCACUUCUAGCUUCUCUUGAAGUUCCCUUUUCUAAUUUCAGAAUUAUUUUAACAGUAGGUAGCAGAAGCCACCUGAUGUUUAGCCAUGAUCAGAAAUCCAAAUCACACGCACUUUGUUUGCUGUGCUGUUUGUAAUAAAAUAAUUCCACCGGCCCCUUUUGGAGAAACCUUCAAACGGAUCCAUGAAUACAAGCCGUUUAAGACACGUUUCUAUACUCACAGAGAUAUACUGGAUAUUGGGGAAAGUAUUCUGAAUAAAGAAGAGAAAUGCCAAGAGGCUACACUCAAAGAACGUAUUGCAAAAGCAGAAGCUGAUGUAUGGAAUCAGGCUAAUGAACUCCAAAAACAAGCAGUGGAAAAAGCACUUGAAGAAGCAAAUGACAGACACAAAUUUGAAAUUAAAAUUUUAGAAGAGAAACAUCAAAAAGAUUUACAGGAAAUGGCAAUUAAAACCAAGACGGAAGUAUUCGCCAACAUGGAUGAUGAACUGAAGAGAGAACACUUGGCUGCGGAACAGCGCAUGGUCCACAGAAUCCAGAGGAUUAUGAUGGAGUGCCACAGGGAGAAGAUGGAGGCUGUGCAGAAAGCCAGGGAAGAAGAAAGGAAGCUCGCCGAGGAAGUAAUCCAGGCCCAGAAGAGUAAAGCCAUCGAGGAGCUUGUGAGUAGUGGUGUAUCAGUUCUUAAGGAUCAGAAGACAACUAUGACCCAGUUGAUGAGAGCAAAAGAACAUGAGAUGAACCUCUUAUUUGGCAUGGCUCAGAAGCGGAGGCAAGAAGAGGUACAAGAAGUGAUACAGAAAGCAGAGAAAACACAUAAGGCCGUGCUUGGCAACGUGAUGGGUAAACUGGUUGACACACAGGGGGAGCUGCUGACCAUUGUGAAACAACUGGGAAUCAUGACAAACUGGAAAGAAUUUCUGGAGGAAGAGUUAGAGGAAACCAGGGCAGCAUUUCAAAAAUACAUCAAUUACACUUUUCCUAAGCUUUCACCAGGACAGGCUGAUUUUAUUAUGCCAGAAAGAAAGAAAACACCUUCCAACCUUGUUACUAAGGAGGAUGAAAUAGUGCCUAACUAAAAGUCUUCGACUGAAAUUUCACUGCAAAAGAUGUUGUAGCAAAGACUAAAUAAACUUAUUCAAAACCACCAAUUGAUC